This is a messenger RNA of Rotaria sp. Silwood1, 783 nucleotides long. NCBI's taxonomy places the organism in Eukaryota, Metazoa, Rotifera, Eurotatoria, Philodinida, Philodinidae. The record is from the annotation of a GenBank genome assembly.
AUGGGUCGAAAAAAAAACUCCAUGAAAGAUUUAAAUGUAGAAAAAGAAAAUGAUAUUCCAUAUCUUCAAUAUACAAAUAGCACAACUGAUGCUACAACUAAUUGUUCAGUUGCUGUUGGUCUAAAACGACCAAUUGAAUUAGUUGAUUCACAUCCGAUUGAUAACAAAGAAAUUGAAAUAAUUAAUUUAAAAAAGCAAUGUAUUGAUCUUCAACAGCGUGUUGAAAUAUUGGAAAAAACAUGUUUAUUGAUACCGGAACAUAUGAAUAGUAUUGAAAAUUUUUUUCAUGAUAUUAUAGAAGGCUCGAAGAAUAAUAAUGAUGGCAUCAUGUUAAAUAAUAUUGAUUGUGUUACUGUCAAUAAUGACGAUGUUUUCACAAUAUAUGAUAAUAUUAUUCCGGUAAAUAAUGAUGGUACUGUUACAGUAAAUUAUCAUGAUGAUAUUGCUACAGCAAAUAAUAAUGAUGGCAAAACAGCAUCUGCUGUUACGAUAUUAAAUAUUGAUGAUGCAACAUUAGGCUCAUUAAAAAAGGAAAAUACAACAUCAACAGCUCGCUCCAUACUCAAAUAUCUUUAUCCAAAUCCUGAAUUGAAUUUCAAAUUAUCUAGUAUGGACAAAACACUUGUUGAUGCAAUCAUUAGUUGUACACAAAAAGCACAUCCUAGUGAAUUAACUACAACGGCAAAAAUAAGACAUGCUAUGUCUAAUUAUUUUGGUUUACUUAAUUACAAGAAGAAAAUAAAAUCAACUAUUUCAAACAAAAGAGUUGAAAAAGGCAAUUGA